AAUAUUCACAAGAAAAAAAACAUCCCAAAGUAAUUUUGUUCUACUACUACAUUUUCUUCACACACAAUUGUCACCAAAAAACAUCAUGGCCGAAGAAAAGAAACAUCACUUUGGUGGUCUCUUUAACCACCACAAGAACAAAGAGGAAGACACCCCCAUUGAGAAAACUACAUAUGAAGAAACAACCUAUGAAGACAGUGAAAAAACUAGCACUUAUGGAGACAACACAUAUGGUGAAAAAACUAGUUAUGGUGAUGAUACAUAUGGCCAAAAAACUACCACAUAUGGAGAGGACAAUAAAUAUGGUGAGAAAACAAGUUAUGGUGAGGGAGAUGACUACAAAUAUGGUGAGAAAACUAGUUAUGGUGAUGGAGAUGACAACAAAUAUGGUGAGAAAACUAGUUAUGGUGAGGGAGAUGACAACAAAUAUGGUGAGAAAACUAGUUAUGGUGAUGAUACAUAUGUCGAAAAAACUAACACAUACGGAGAGGACAAUAAACAUGGUGAGAAAACAAGUUAUGGUGGGGGAGAUGAAAACAAGUAUGGUGAGAAAACUAGUUAUGGAGAGAAAGCUAGUUAUGGUGGAGGAGAUGACAACAAAUAUGGUGAGAAAACAAGUUAUGGUAAUGAGGAAGGUGGCUAUGGUGUAGGAGUUGGUGCCUACUCAUCUGAGACUACUACUAAUUAUGAAGAGAAUGAUGAUAGUGAAACCAAAACGUCUGAGGAUUACAAGGAAGAGAAGAAACAUCACAAGCAUCUUGAAGAACUUGGGGGACUUGGAGCUGUUGCUGCUGGUGCCUUUGCUUUGCAUGAGAAGCACAAGGCAGAGAAAGAUCCGGAGCAUGCACACAAGCACAAGAUAGAGGAAGAGAUAGCAGCAGUAGCUGCAGUUGGUGCUGGUGGAUUUGCAUUCCAUGAACAUCAUCAGAAGAAAGAAGCAAAGGAAGAAGAGGAGGAAGCUGAGGGAAAGAAGAAGCAUCAUUUCUUCUAAUUAAUUCACUUGUCAUAAUAUAUAGUAUAUAUUUACCUCUCUUUGUUGUGUGCUGAUCAAUCUAUCCUUUAAUUAAUACGUACUCAGCAUGCACCUAAAUAAUUUGUAUGUGUGUUACAGUACUCUUGUCUUUGAUGUUGUGCACCUACUUUAAUUUGCAUGAGUGUGAAUAAUACUACGUAUAUUGUUUUUCUUAAA
This is a messenger RNA of Solanum pennellii, 1189 nucleotides long. Its product is annotated as stress protein DDR48-like. The transcript has 2 exons. The coding region runs from base 86 to 991 and encodes 301 amino acids. The record is from RefSeq and is a predicted model, not a curated record. NCBI's taxonomy places the organism in Eukaryota, Viridiplantae, Streptophyta, Magnoliopsida, Solanales, Solanaceae.